Molecule: messenger RNA, 561 nt
Organism: Knipowitschia caucasica
Lineage: Eukaryota; Metazoa; Chordata; Actinopteri; Gobiiformes; Gobiidae
Source: the annotation of a GenBank genome assembly
AUGGGUAUAAGAGAAGGGACGCGAGAGGGGUUGGUCAUUCUUCUCUGGAAGAAACCACCUGUCACGCUGUACCAAUCUCUUCGUCCAGGGACGGCUCCGAGAACCAUGGCUGGCUUCACCAACUUCACCCUAGGACUUGGCUGUCCAUCAUCGAUGGGGAAACGAAUCUCCACUCUCACCUUUGAUAACAUCCCCAAGGGAACAAGAGUUAGCAGACAGCCAACAGAACAAAUGUAUUGGCUGGAUAUAGAUAUCAAACCAUCUCAUUUGGGGAGAGGGGUUCGAUUGGAGAGCUACCCGACCGGGGCUUUCUCCCCUAUAAUGAGAGCGCAAAUUGAAAAGAAGUACCAAAACCUUAUACGCAAAGAUCUGAUGGGCGUAGCCAUGGUGGAGCUGGUGGAGCUGAGACUGAUGGACUGGAAGAUGAAGGAGCCAUUCACGCUGAGAGGACAACGCAUCUUCACGGCGCAUGAGUUUCCAAGCUGCUCCUUUGCUGACCUGGAGCACGAAGGCGGUAACAUCGGUCGUGCUCUGCAGGGACCAAUCGGCGGUGCAGCAUGA